UUUGUAAAGGGUUUCCCACCGCCUUAGAGUGGGACUGUAAACUGUUCAUAAGAUUGCAUUGCGUAGUUUGGAAAGCUAGUUUUGUUAAAAUGACCAACAGAUAUCAGCUGUACGCGCUUGAUUAUCGGAAAGCUGUUUCCCUGCCGAACAGUGGGACUUCGACCACAGAUGCUGAGAAUCUGUUUAACGAACUUGAUGUGAGGGAAAAAGCUGUAAGACAUGAUAGCAACGAAUCAUCAGCUUUGUUGGUGAAGGGAAAUGGAGAUUAUGAAAAGUUGGUCUCAAAUACACUUUCUCCGGCGCGGAGGAGCGUCAGUCUUCAACCAGAAGGCAUGGAAGUUGAAAUCUGGAGUCCUCCGCAACCUCCGAACGGGAAUAGCAAAAUCCCAGCAUCCGGGAAGCUUCUCAGAAAAAGAAGCGACGAGAAGAAGCAAGGAUUCGUCUCAAUUUCCCCCGAUCCCGAAACGAUGUCCGAGGACAUGCAAUCCGUGGCGGAAUCGAAACCGGAAGGUUGCGGAAAAGCACGGAAUGCGUGGAAACAGCGUUUAGUGCAAUUUCUAGGCCGUUUAUCUGGUGGUGUGCUGUCGUACUUGGAAGGAAAGAAAGAGGCAGAUGCUGAUGGAGCAGAAAUCGAGCGGCAAACACUGCGAUAUAUGCCGGAAAGCAUUGAAAGAUUAAUGGCCCUCACAAAUUUCGAUAGAAGAGAGCUUAAGACGCUGUACAGAAACUUCAAAAACGAGUGCCCGAACGGCGUUGUGAACGAAGAAACCUUCAAAUCAAUCUACUGUCAAUUCUUUCCCAACGGAGAUGCGGACAUGUAUGCUCAUUAUGUGUUUCGUGCAUUUGAUCACUCGGAAGAAGGUCAUGUCAAUUUCGAGGAGUUUGCAAUCGGUUUAUCUUCCCUACUGCGUGGAAGUUUGAUCGAUAGGUUGCAUUGGACGUUCAGAUUAUAUGACAUCAACCACGACGGGUAUAUAACCCGGGAGGAGAUGCUCAGCAUAAUAAAGUCAGUAUACCAGUUGUUGGGAUCGCAUGUUACGCCGUCGCUAUCGGAUGAUAACUACAUGGAACAUACGGACAGGAUAUUUAACAAACUUGAUCUUAAUGGAGAUGGUUUAGUUACGAUGGAGGAGUUCUGUGAGACGUGCACCAAGGACGAAUCUAUUGUACGAUCAAUGAGCAUAUUCGACCACGCGUUAUAGCUCCAUCAAGGCGGCGUUUCUGGCGUUCUUCCAUAGACAUUGCGCAGAAGAGCGAAUACGCCAAAGCUCAGAGAAACUCAUGGAGAAUAUUUCUCCUUGCAAAAGCGGGAUGAACACACGGAGAUUUUUCCUCUGUGGUAUUUAGGUCCCAGUAUAUACCUGGCCACCGUGAUUUUCUCUCCAAGCUUUACCAGAAUUGGUGAUUUUUACAAUGUGCAAUAUCUUUACCCCGCCGUAUAUUUACUUGUGAUUGUUUUGGAAUGAUGCGAUUGAAGCAGCACACUCUUAUAAACGCAUUGGAAAAAGUCCAAUUUUCCAUACUUUUGUAUACAAUGCUUCUGACAAAGAUCAGUUUACAAAACACUGCGUUUAGUCGCCGUCGUUGCUAUUUUUAAUAUGGCAACGGAUUUGUAUUUGCACUUUAUGUUUCUUUGCUCCUUCGCGAAUUUGUACAACAUUCGGCAAAGAUUCUGUUGAAUAAACAAAAUAAGAAAACAGGA
Ciona intestinalis (vase tunicate) is the source of this 1702-nucleotide messenger RNA. RefSeq names its product potassium channel-interacting protein KChIP. Gene Ontology annotation, cellular component: voltage-gated potassium channel complex. Gene Ontology annotation, biological process: regulation of potassium ion transmembrane transport. NCBI's taxonomy places the organism in Eukaryota, Metazoa, Chordata, Ascidiacea, Phlebobranchia, Cionidae. Gene Ontology annotation, molecular function: potassium channel regulator activity; calcium ion binding. The record is from RefSeq and is a predicted model, not a curated record.